Microbotryum saponariae is the source of this 3900-nucleotide messenger RNA. NCBI's taxonomy places the organism in Eukaryota, Fungi, Basidiomycota, Microbotryomycetes, Microbotryales, Microbotryaceae. The record is from the annotation of a GenBank genome assembly.
AUGGCGCCUCGCAACCGGAACAAGGACAAGAAGCCAACAGCAACAGCACCUGUCGAUGACAGCCCCGAAGCGUUGAUGGAGCGGUACUCUUCGGUGCUGACGCAGCUGAGCGAGCGGCCUCACGAUCGGUCGUUGCACUCGUCGCACCUCGCCUUGGUCCGACAGCUCGGCGAUGACGAUGGCGUGGAGCAAGCAAGGGAGAUGCUGGGGUCGUAUUACCCUUUGACGCAAGGUAAGGGGAGCUCUGUAUCUGAUACUGGUAGAAGUCAGAGGUCCUGAUGUUCGAUAUGGAUACCCGGCCCAGACGAGUGGACCGAGUGGAUCGACGAUCGCAGGGCCAAACUCGUCCAGGAUGACAUGGAACCUCACGUCGCCCUGCUCGAUCUCUACUCCAAAUCAGCCAGAGACAUUAUCUGUAAGUGUAGCACGCGAACGAAGGAUUGAUAGCCGUUCUUGGAAGAUACACGCGCGCUCGCUCGCUGACUUGUGACUCGCCUCCCUUCGCAGACAUGCCCUUGCUCGAAUCCUACUCCAAGCACGUCAUAUCCCAAUACUACAUCUCUCAAGGCGUGUUACUACCUUCCUCUUUAUCCAACGAAACCAAUGUGGACGAACAGGACGAGGACGAGGACGAGGACGAGGAUGCGGCCAUGGACGAUGUCGGAUCGGCGCGCCGAGUUGGAGACCCCAACCCUUUGCUGGAGGCAGUCUAUGGAUUGGUCAACGUCAAGGAGGUCAGAGGAGAGGUAUUGGCGGCAGGAGGGAGGUUUUUGAGCGAGGUGAGUCACGAUGAUCGCGAUUGGAACCCGCAGCCGCGAAGGCGAGUGGGGGCCACUAGCCGAGCUAUACCGGGCUAAUGCAAGUUUUCGCAACCCCCAGAGCCAGUCACUGUGGAAUAUUUGGCGAGCAUUCGAGCUCGACCUCCUUUCACUGGCUUCGACCCCCGAAGAAAGGGCACAGCAGCUUGCCAAUGUCGACGCCUUAUUCCUCGCCCGACUCGCGGUCCCCCACAUGCAGAUCGAGGACACCUUUGCCGCCUACUCGACCUUUGUCACUCGGCACGACAACGACCACUACGGUGAAAAGCUUCCGGCCGCGAAUAGGGUGUUCAGUGCGGCCAAGAAAGUCGUUGAUGAACGUGAUGCCGAGGAAAGGAAGCUGGUCAGUCUUGAUUUGAUAUCGAGCUCAAUGCUCCCCACACGCUCACUCGCUCGUUUCAUCUCUCGCCUACAGGCGCAGGCAAAAUAUUCCGAAAAGUCCUUCCUUGCCUAUCUCGAAUGGGAACUUGAACCCAAAAAGCCCGACUAUGUACAACUGCGAGCCCUGUUCGAGCGUGCGCUGUCUCACCACCCCGAUUCGCUCGAGAUCUGGGCCCUCUACCUCGAUGCCUUCGAUAAGGCCCCCAAAGCAUCCUCCAACAUCCUUGCCAUCUCGGAACGAGCCGUUCGGGCGCUGCCUCAACACGCCAAACUGUGGGUCAUCUAUCUCAGAAUUGCGGAGAGAUUUGGGCUCGAGGUCGAUCAGAUCUUUGAGAAGGCCUACUCGACACAUUUGUUCGAUGAGGAUGUCGAGGGUCUCGUUGCGCUGUACCAAGCGAGAGCAGGCUUCCAUAGAAGACAGGUCGAUCAACUUGGUGAGCCAUCCGCCAGCUCAAUGUUGCUGAGAUUCGCCUUUGCUAAUCAUCUUAUCUGUGUUCCAUGCUCACAGUUGCUCCUGGAGAAGAAGGAGAUAACAUUGAACUGAUCGAUCUCGUCGUUGGGGUUUUGAGGGAAGGCAUCUCGCGUGUCGAGGAAGGUAUGUUUGAUACACACAAUGACGAAAUUCGUGAUAUCCGCGACUGAUCGCGCUCUUUUCGUCAACAGCUUCGAAGAAGGGUGAUCCUCAACUGCGCCUCGAGAAAUACCUCUUGCGCCAACUCGAACGCUUUGACCGGAUCGAGGAAGCCGCGGAUCUCUGGGAGAGCUUGACCGAGGAUACGCCUUCCUCCUAUGCGGUGUGGUACGGACGGGCAGACUUUCUCACUCGCCACAAUGACAUUCCGACAGCACAUGCCGUCUACGUCCAAGGGUGCUCGGAGCGCUCGCUCGAUUAUCCUGAAUACCUCAUCGACGCGUGGGAGGCGUUUGAGAUUCAGAAUGGCAAUCUAGCCGACUUGGAGUUCUCAUUGACAAAGAUUGCGAGGCAGAGGAAGGGGUUGGAGAGGAAGAGGGAAAGGGAGAUGAAGCAGUAUCAGGAGGCGCAGGCAGCGAUGGCGAGUCAGGACGAAAUGGCGGCACAGUUCAUUGAGUUGGCUGUUGUUGCUGAGGGUGGAAAGAAGCGGGAGCGAUCGCCGGUGGCUGUGACAGAGGAUGACGCCUCCAGGACGUCUGUGGCUCAAAGUUCGGCGGAUGUGGCGAUGCCGGCCCCACCGCCCAAGAAGGCCAAGACUGAGAGCGCCGCUCUUUCGACGCCUGCACCCGCAUCGACGUCGAACGAGAACGGGGCUCCCACUCGAGACCGCGAGAAUUCCACUGUUUUCGUCACCGUCCCUUCCACAACCUCCAUGACCGAAAACGAUCUCGUCACCUUGUUCAAAGACUGUGGAAAGUUCAGGGAAUGCAAGCUCAAGACGCUCGGCACCUCGGACGUCGCGAUGAUCGAAUUCAUGUCCUCAUCGGACGUGCUCGCCGCCCGAACAAAAGACAAGAAGCGCUUGCGUGGUGAAGAAAUCCAAGUCGAGGUCGCUUGGCACAGUUGUUUGUACGUGACGAACUUUCCCGAGGAAUGGGACAAGGAGCAGGUCGAAAAGCUUUUUGGCGAGUAUGGCACGAUCUUUGAUACGAGGUGGCCGAGCAAACGCUUCAAAUCGACGAGGAGGUUUUGUUACGUUCAGUACACCAACGCAGUAAGUCGUCCCAGUUUUUCCAGCUAUCUAGUAAGCACUACGUGACUGAUCGCGUCGUGCGUCCUCACGCGUUGCAGAGUUCCGCCAGCGCUGCUACAUCAGCCUUGCACAACAAGGAACUCGAUUCGACACAUCGACUUCAAGCCCUUAUUUCGGACCCGAAUCGCAAAAAGGGCCGUACCGACGCCGACGCCAACAACAAAGAACUCUACAUCGCCGGCCUCUCCAAGUACACGAAAGAGCACGACCUACGCCGUCUCUUCGAGCCACACGGAACGAUCAAAGGGAUCCGAGUGAACGAGGACGAUCAAGGCGAAUGCCGGGGCUUCGCAUUUGUCGAAUAUGAGGACGAGGCUUCGGCACAAGCGGCUUUGAUAUUAAACAAUACAGAGUUGAAGAAGCGACACAUCAGCGUCACGAUCGCUCAAGCCCGAGCGAGAGGUGCUCAAUCGGCGAUCGACUCGAAUUCCUCCUUCAAGAACCGCGAGAAUAAGACAGCCCUCUCGGACAAAUCUGUACGAGUAACCAACAUCGCGCCCGGAACCGAAGAAGCGAUCGUGCAACAGGCUUUCGAGAAAUUGGCCACGGUCAAGCUCGUGACGAUGAGCGUAGGCGCAACGCACGCGAACGUCGAGUUGGACAGCGCCGCGGAAGCAGGCAAAGUCUUGCUCGCCGCGGCGAGCGAGGAAGGGAUCGUUAUUGAUGGGACCAAAGUGCACGUCGUCGCUGAUGGGCCCCAAUUACGGGGAGCGGCGGCAACGAGUGUCGGAGCGCAGAGCAAGCCUCGGACGGAUGCACCGCUUCUUCCACGACAAGCCGGUCGAGGCCGAGGGCGGAUUGGGUUGGGAGUGAGGGGGAGAGGAUCAGCCAGAGGUGGCCUGGGGAUGCGUUCAGGACCUGCUUCAUCUUCUGCAAGCAUCUCUGCUGGCGCGAGCGUCGGCUCAAGUUCUGCGUCUGUUGGCGCGUCGAAGACUCAAGACGACUUCCGUGCGCUGCUGAAUAAGGGCAAAAAGUAG